AUGGGAUGUGUACACUCAUCAAAAAGGGGAGAAGUUUACAAAGAGGAUAACAAAAAAUACCUUACAGCAGCCUUAUCACAAUUAAAUCAAAAUGAUCUAACAUGUAAAGAGAAACGGAUUGUUAAAGAAACUUGGACAUACAUGACAAAGGAUCUUGCUGAAAAUGGACUUCAAGUGUUCCUUAGAAUAUUUGAACUCUGUCCAGAUGUGAAGAAAUUGUUUCAUGUUGAAGACGUAAGACAUUCAGAACUCUCAAAGAACAAACAAAUUAGAGCACACGGACAAAGAUUUAUACUUGCAAUAGGUGCUGCAGUUCAUUGCUUGAAUGAUGAAGAAACAGACAAAGAUGAGCUUAAUAAGAUAUUACUUGUUCUUGGACAGCAGCAUAAACAUUUUUCUGGAUUCCUUCCGGAAUAUUUUGAAGUAUUUUACGAAGCGCUUAUGUGGCGCUGGGAAAUAUGUAUGGGAGAAAAGUUUACAAAGGAAGUCUCAAACACAUGGAGUCACGUUUUCUUCUACAUGAUGGAAAAACUAAAGGAAGGACACAACUCACCUAGUUAA
Messenger RNA from Ruditapes philippinarum (Manila clam), 561 nucleotides. RefSeq names its product neuroglobin-like. The coding region runs from base 1 to 561 and encodes 186 amino acids. Gene Ontology annotation, molecular function: heme binding; oxygen binding. NCBI's taxonomy places the organism in Eukaryota, Metazoa, Mollusca, Bivalvia, Venerida, Veneridae. The transcript has a single exon. The record is from RefSeq and is a predicted model, not a curated record.